AUGCGUCUCCUUCGCACGGCUGAUCUGACAUUCCAUGAGUACGAAGGCUCCUCCAUACCACCAUAUGCCAUCCUUUCGCAUCGAUGGGAAGGCGAAGAAGUCACGUAUCAAGAGUUCAAGCAUCGAACUGCCGCUAUAGAGAGCAAGUCUGGAUUCGGAAAGAUCCAGCAAUGCUGUCAACAAGCACAGGAAGACAAGAUAAAAUUUGUAUGGGUCGAUACAUGCUGUAUCGAUAAAUCCUCGAGUGCAGAACUGUUGGAAGCCAUCAAUUCGAUGUACCAAUGGUAUCAACGAUCACAAGUCUGUUAUGUCUACCUAUCAGAUGUGGGGACUUCGUCCAGCUUCCGAAAGUCUGUCGACGAUGGACUCCCGGUCACACUUUCGCGAAGGUUCAUCUCAAGGAUCAUGAGAAGCAAAUGGUGGACACGAGGCUGGACUUUACAAGAACUGAUAGCCCCAGUCUCUGUUGUGUCCUACGUGAAUGGUCAAGGUAGUUGGGUAAAGGUCGGCUCAAAGAGCACAUUACUUGACUUGAUUGUCGCCAGGACAAGCAUUGAAGGAGAUAUAUUGCGUGGUCAAGAAGUCAGCAGCUGUAGUGUUGCGCAGCGCAUGUCCUGGGCUUCUGAACGAGAAACAUCUCGGAGCGAGGACCUGGCAUACUGUCUCCUCGGAUUGUUCGGUGUCAAUAUGCCUCUACUCUAUGGAGAGGGAACAAAAGCAUUUCUGCGCCUCCAGGAAGAAAUUAUGAAACAGUCGGAUGACCAGACUCUCUUCGCAUGGCAACUUGGCUUUGAGAAUAUGAAGAAUGAUAUAUGCGGACCUUUGGCUCCACAUCCAUCGAAAUUUCGGGAAGCCGGCAAUUUGCAACCAGACCUUGAUACUGAUGCCCAAAGUCCAUAUUCAAUGACCAACAAGGGCCUAAGGAUUGAACUCUCCAUUGAACACAAAGGCAAUGAUGCAUACGGGAUGGCGAUCUUACAUUGUGGAACCUACAGUACGUCGUCCAGGCAGUUGGGAUUGCCUGUCAUACGCCUUGGACCACCGGGGGCAAAUACCUAUGCUCGCGAUGCUCGCUACAUUGGACCCCUGGUGUCCGUCACGGCCAAGAAGGGUACUUCCAAAGUGGUUUUCAUGAAGCAAGAGCCCGGGCAGAGAGUUGAGGAGCGCCUGGGGCUUUUGGCAAAUAUCAGUCACAAUACCCUGAUGUCAUUCCCCAUGGUCUGCUGUAGCGCCGAAGUUACUCGGGCAAUUCCACCAGGCUACACCAGCUAUAGAUUCCCUCCUAGUUGUCGACGUGGGGCGAUACUCAUGACUGGACACGAUCAGUCUCAUCUCCUUAUCUUAUUCAACAUCGAGAUGCAGUAUGUCGGGCGAUAUACAUGCAAAGUUAUCUAUGCAGAUGCCAAACAUAAAAGUGCUCCGUGGGAGAAGCAGUUAUACCGACUAGCACGCAAAAUACAUGAAAGUGUUUUUCAUAAGAAAGCAAUCUUGGCUCAAGAAAUCAGCCGGGAACCCAGCUGGAGUUUGACCCAUGGUGACUACGGCCCAUCGAAUUCUCGGAGCAGCUUCGCCUACCUGCCAAACGACCGCGUAGUCUUCGCUAGCAUUGUGCUGCAGAGUGGACUUGAUAGCAAGGAUUUCAGCAAUCUAGUGCUUGAGGUCAACAUUCUGGAUCACUCAGAGAGACCACAGGAACCAUAUGAAUUACGUGUGCCUGAUAGGUCUCACAUCGAAGCAGUUGAGGUUUUUUCCCCCAACUCGGAAUGGAUGUCUCCUAUGUGGAUUGGUGAAUCAGAUGAGCAUAGACUGGCUCCACUCCCACAGAGUUCAUGGACGCAAAAAACGAGCAGUUGCUUUGGUGAGAGAACUGGGACAGAAAUUUGA
Molecule: messenger RNA, 1884 nt
Organism: Alternaria alternata
Lineage: Eukaryota; Fungi; Ascomycota; Dothideomycetes; Pleosporales; Pleosporaceae
Product: HET-domain-containing protein
Exons: 2
Coding region: 1-1884 (627 amino acids)
Source: RefSeq, a predicted model, not a curated record